Messenger RNA from Micropterus salmoides (largemouth bass), 1961 nucleotides. RefSeq names its product kelch repeat and BTB domain-containing protein 13. NCBI's taxonomy places the organism in Eukaryota, Metazoa, Chordata, Actinopteri, Centrarchiformes, Centrarchidae. Bases 126 to 1643 code for a protein of 505 amino acids. The transcript has a single exon. The record is from RefSeq and is a predicted model, not a curated record. Gene Ontology annotation, molecular function: protein binding.
UCUCACAAACCUUUAUUUACUGUCCAGUUCUGGGGAAAAAUGGCUAUUCUACACUCGAGUCACACACUUUAUUGUCCCUUGAGAGCCUGUUUUAGGAAGAGAGAAGAUCCAGGGUUUAAGAGAUCAUGGAAGUGCCUGAAGGCCUGGGAGUCAAGCAGGAUAUUCGUGCAGAGAAUGCGACCCUUGAUCUGGAGCACAGAGAGCACCAGGCGGGCUGGGUGAGAGUGAGGGUGGAGGGGAGCUGGUUCACGGUGGAGCGGGCCUUGCUAGAGAGGCACAGCAACUACUUCUGUGCUCUUUUUCACUCUGGGAUGAUCGAAAGUCACCAGGACGAUCUCUACCUGAAGGGAGGAGUGAGUGCAAGGGGGUUCCUCAUUGCCCUUGCAGUCUGCAGGGGAGAGGGUCCCACCAUCAGUGACCCGGAUGAGCUUGUAGAAGCUGUGGAGUGUGCGGCUUUCCUGCAGGUUGCGUGUUUGGUGCAGCAUCUUUGUGACAUUAUCGACUCCGACAACUGCCUCUUGCUCUACCACGCAGCCUCCAUCUUUGGGGUGCGUGCCCUCUUUCACAAUGCUGCUCUUUUCCUUUGUGAUGCUUUUGAUGAUUUGAAGGAAGCCGCAGAGAGUACAAUUCCUGAAGACCUUCUUCAAUAUUCUCAAUCAUUGUCUCCCACUUCUUAUAUUGCUAUAGGCACACACUCUCCUUCAAUGGAACUGCUACAAGACUCCUUUAGGGUUGUCUGCUACCUUGAUGAAAAAGGAGGAGAGUGGAAGCAUCUGACAAACCUCCCAACUCUCUGUAGCACCUCCAUGGCUGGUGUGGCGGUGCUUGACAACCGAUUGUACAUUGUGGGGGGAGUUUACGGUUAUGGUAAGGACACAGUUGACAGCAGCUUCUGCUACAACCCUGAGUCAGGGGUCUGGACUGCUCUUCCAGGUCCCCAGCAACCAAGAUAUGACUUCACCCUGCUGGGGCAUGACGGCCAACUCUACGCUAUUGGCGGCGAAUUCCAAAAAAGGAUAAUUUCCACAGCAGAAAGUUACGACACUGAGAAGGGAGUGUGGACAUUUAUACGAAAUGCACCAAGACCUGUAGCAUCUGCAGCUUGUGCUGUUGCAAGACGGCGGAUUUUUGUUUGUUUCUGGAAACCACCGGACACCACAGAUAUCUUUGAAUACAUACCUGGGCAAGACGAGUGGAAACUUGAAACCACCAUGAUCAAACCACAAAGCUAUGGCCACUGUAUGGUUUCCCACAGGGACAAUUUGUAUGUGAUGCGCAACGGGCCUUGUGACGACUUCCUGCGCUGUCUCAUGGACUGCUACAACAUCACCACAGGCCAGUGGACAGCCUUGCCGGGACACUACAUAAACAGCAAGGGGGCGCUGUUCACUGCAAUGAUAAGGGGCGACUCUGUGUUCACAGUGAAACACAUGCUAACUCUUGAAUACACCAUCACUGGAAAUGGAUGGAAGCCCUGCAGGCAGAUGAAGGGGUUUCCAAAGAGUGGUUCACUGUGGACGUGUUUACUCAGGCUUCCCAAGACGGGGCCAGUCACACCACAGCUGGAUACAGAAGGGAAGGAAGACGAAAUGUCUUUGCCAGACACAUCUGAGGGAUUUGUGGAUGCUAUACCACAACAGUGAAAUUGCUGCUAAACUUUUAGGUAUUCUAAACUGGAAUAUCCAUUUUAAAAAAACAUGAUUCUGGAGAUUGCAUAGUGAGACAAAUCAUCCUUCAUUUAAAUGCAUUCACUUUCACAUGCACCCAGAUUUCUACACACACACACACACACACACACACAUGCACACGUGCUGACACAAAGCAUUUGUUCUGAUUAGCAACAGCUGCUACUGUAGUUUAUAUUAGGGAGGCCACUGUGCGUGUGUGUGUGCGUGUAAAGUUCAAAGGCACUGACGGGAUGUUCUCAACCUCUCAUUCUCUACGUUUUCCCUGAAGUCACA